AUGGAUGAGGAGCAGAUCUUCCGUGCUGUUAAGGACAUGGUAGUGAGGCAUCAGGGCGAGAUGCAUGAAAACAAGGUCUACUCUGUGAGCGGCGGGGGAACGGGAGAAGUAGACAAAGCAGCGCUGAAGAGAAGGUUUGGACAAGGAGAUUGGAGCAUUCCAUACACCGAAAUAAUGGUGAGGGUGCAGGACGGUGUGGAGAUAGUUGUGCAGAAUAGCCCGAUGUACAUCUAUGGAGAAUACAUCAAGAUGGAUAGAAACAUGACGCAGACGCCGUUGACCGUGGGUGGACGGCUCAAAUGUAACAGAAGUGUGUCAGACUUCAAGAUCCAGAUCAAGGAAUUCUUCUCGGCGGACGAUGUUGUCUUUAUUCCUGCAGGAAGAGAGGACUUUGAUGUCCGGAUGGUCGAGGGAAGGCCCUUUCUACUUACUGUAAAGAAUCCUCGAAGAAAUCUUGGGUUCGAGAGGCUGAGGCUGACUCUCUACGGCGGGCUUGACAUAAAGAACCUCUGCGUGGUGAGGAAAGAGUGCAAAGACAUGAUUUUCAAGGGAGAAGGCCAGUCAAGCAAGAUAUAUUCUGCAUUUCUAUGCUGUAGAAGGCCACUUGUCCUGCAGAAGAACUACAAGGUAAGGCAGAGGACCCCUCUAAGGGUUCUGCACAGGAGAGCCAAUCUAACCAGGAUAAAGGAAGUCUGCAUUCUCGGGCAUGAGAAGAUGGAGGCCGAUGGGUGGAUCUACUACCGGGUUGUGCUUGAGGCUAGUGCAGGAACCUACAUCAAGGAGUUUGUGCAUGGAGACCUUGGAAGGACAGCUCCGUCGCUGAGCAGCAAGGAGAACUACUGUGAUCUGCUUGAGUUGGAUGUUCUAAGGGUGAAGAAGAGGAGCAUAGAGGACCUUGUGACAAGGAGGAUCGAGCUAGAAGUCGACAGGUAG
This is a messenger RNA of Encephalitozoon cuniculi GB-M1, 933 nucleotides long. RefSeq lists its product as uncharacterized. The coding region runs from base 1 to 933 and encodes 310 amino acids. Gene Ontology annotation, biological process: tRNA pseudouridine synthesis. The transcript has a single exon. The record is from RefSeq and is marked provisional. Lineage: Eukaryota; Fungi; Microsporidia; Unikaryonidae. Gene Ontology annotation, molecular function: pseudouridine synthase activity.